Molecule: messenger RNA, 2603 nt
Organism: Penaeus monodon (black tiger shrimp)
Lineage: Eukaryota; Metazoa; Arthropoda; Malacostraca; Decapoda; Penaeidae
Exons: 6
Coding region: 146-1162 (338 amino acids)
Biological process (GO): signal transduction
Source: RefSeq, a predicted model, not a curated record
UGCACGUAUAUUUCUUCUUUAGCCGAGGUGUUAUGAAAGUGGAGAUGCUCAUACAUGAAGUGCGCCAAGAACAUUUUGGGAGUAUGCCUGCGACGUCAGCAACGUCUACGGCCUUCUGAGAAAGAACGUGUCCCUCAUAGACGGAAUGUCUGAAGCUGAAAGGAUGAUGCUAAUAUACAGAAUGUCCGCCAUUGUGGUCUCUGUGGUGGUGGCCGUGUCAGUGCUGUUCUCGUGGCUGGUCUGGAGACUCAGGAUUGUGUUUGCUGUGUGGUGGCAGAGGAGGACCACUGCGCCUUUAGCCCAAGACAAGUACAACUACGAUGUAUUUGUGAUCCACGGAGAAACGGCGUCCAGCUGGGUGUGGGGCGUCCUGGUUCCGAUGCUGGAGACGACGUACGGGUAUGCUUGCUUUUUGCCGGACCGGGACCUGCACGGGGGAGAGAUGGUUGCAGACACCAUCUCUGCUGUCAUGGCCACCUGUCGCCGUGUGCUUGUGGUAACGACACCUUGCUUGCCCGAGAGUCGCUGGGGAACUUGGUCUCUGCACUCCGGCAUCCACUCCACUCUGACGUCACCAACCCGCAUUCUCGCCCUCAAACUACAGGACAUGAAGUUCGAAUCCACAAACGCAAAAGACAUCCUCAGGAUCUUGAAAGUUGUGAAGACGCUCACCGUACCCUCAGCUUGUGGCCUACACGACGACGCAGAAAUCCCCCCCGAAGUCCUUGCAACCAAACCACAGGAUGAAAACAAGAACGACCCUCCAGCGCCCCUCCAGCUGACCAUCCCGGAGGUCAGAGUGGAGGGCGACUGGUCAGGCUCCCCCAAGAGGCAGAGGCUGUCGAACAUGAUCCUCGGAAGCAACAACUCCUCCAGGGAGAAUUUAGACGAAGAGAAGGCAGACAAGCAGGUCAGCAACGGAGGACCUGUUAUUUACGACCAGGACGACGGCCUUGAGGACCCCGGCUCGCCCUGCUCCGUCACUCCUUUCAUCCUGCCAUCCUGCAGUCGACAACAAACUUCAAAGGGUUGUGCCUCCCUGACCUGGUACAUGCGGGUGGCGUUUGUCAAGGACUCCGAGGAACAGUUCUGGCUGCGACUGCGAUAUUACCUGACGCCGCCAAGCCAUCCGUCGCACUGCACCGCCACCUACAAAGCCUGAGAGUUUAUCACCGGAAGUGAAUGGCAUCUGACAGUACACACACUAUUCGUGUACAUAACUGGUGCUGAAACCCAGUGACAAACGGAUGCACAGAGUCGUAAAUAUGUAAAGGUGUAGCUCCAUUAUCAGUAUCCGUGCGGGGAUUACUGUACAAAACAGUGUCUCUCAUUGCGCGUGCCCCCUUUUAUUGUUGAUAUUAUGAAGACUAGAUCACUUGGUCGAAGAUCAAUCCUCUCUUUAUGAUAGUACUGUUUGAUUUUUUCUAAUCGGGAUGUACCAAGUACUGGAAAAAAAAGUUAUGAGAUGUUUUGAAAACACUUAAAACGGAAAAUGGUUUAUGAAAAUGAUGGUGAGGGAGAACUUUUUAUCGCCACCUUUUCUGUUUGAUAAAUCUUUUUGGUUAGUGUAUGGCUUGAAAGUGUCAUUAACCAGGCUUUACAUACGUCUCAUAUAAACUAAGCAAUGUAUAUGUUACAAAACUAAAACUUAAGUUAUACCUCAUCUAUAUAUCUGUGAAACCUUGGAAUGAGACAGCUUUGGUAUCCCCAGGUAUAAUCGCAUUCAUCCUCAUCAUUCACAUAUAUUUCAUUCAACACAUUACCAUUAUCUCUCAUUUUUUAUAACCACAAACUUUUUUAUCCUCAUUCUUGUAUAUGUAUAGGCGUUUUGCUGUCUUUAAUAAACUAGUUACAUGUUUGCGGGCAAGUACGGGUCGUUAUGUUUUCUGUAGUUUUUUUUUACAGAAAUCGUAGAAAUGUAGCCAAGGACAGGUUGAGAAAUAUGUGAUUUAUUGUCAGGCGUCUUUCGAAGCGCCAAGGCUGGUGGUUUGUUACUCGGAUGUGAAAGGACAGAAUAAGGUAUAAGAAAACAAUAAGUGUUACCUUAAUACUCCAAUGUCAUGAAGUAGAUGCAUGGUGAGUGGUUAAUAUUUUAGGAACGACUAUUAUUUCUACAGGGAAAUACGACAGAUAUCAUUUUGAACUCUGUACAAGUCAUUUCAUAUAUUGCCACUUAACCAUUCCACGAGGCCAUUUGUAUAUUUAAGUUUUGAUGUUUGGUAUAUGCGUAGAUACAGUAUACAUUUUUGUACUAAUAUUAAGAAUAUAAUGGACGAGCACAACAAGUGUCAGUACAUGUUAAGUAUUGAAUCAGUAACAUAGUACAUAUACUAAGUAAGAUUUAUUCUCAGCUGCCCUGUACCAGUUUAGCAAGCUGGAAAACAGCAAAAUGUAAGCUGUUUUUAAAUCUUAGAACAUACACUGUUUAACAAGGUGAGGGUCCCUAGUCAAUCACCUGGUGCUUUUUGUUUUUGGUUUAGGAUAAUAUAAGAAACUUCUGCAUGGAUUUUUUUUUUAUUCUGUACAAUUACCGUAUGUGCCAUUAGCAUGUAUUUUUAUAGUAAUGAUACUGUGUAAAAUAAAAGACUACGUUAAAUGUGAAA